UAGACAAUUGGAUAAAAAGUUGGAAAGUCUAAUACCAACAAUUAAUCCCGAUGUGAUGAUUAUGGAUCAAGUAAUAUCGCUUCCAUCGGUGCUCAAGUCCCAAAUACCCUGGGUUUUGAUCAACAGUUGCAACCCGUUAAUUCAUUUUGAUGGCCAUGAAUUACCACCAGCAAACUCAGGUUUAGCAGCGAUUGGAGCGCAGAAUGAAUGGAAAGCAUUCAGAGAUGAAGCGAAUAGAGUUAAGGCCGGCAUUAGAGACGACUUCAAUCAAUAUCUACUAAACAAUGGAUGCGAAGCAAUAGAUUUUAAAGAUAUACCAUUUUUUAUUAAACAUUCUAAAUAUUUAAAUAUUUACGGCUAUCCAUUGGAAUUGGAUUAUCAGGAUAUGAAACCAUUGCCUCCCAAUUGGCACAGAUUUGAUAAUCUUAAACGUCAGGAAAAGCACAUGAUAUUUGAAAUACCAAUGAAGUUAAGGAACAAAACGGGAAAAUUAGUAUACUUUUCAUUGGGAUCUAUGGGUGCGGCAGAUGUGGACAAUAUGAAGAGAUUAGUCAAUAUAUUGUCCAAAUCUAAGCACAGGUUUAUUGUAUCGAAAGGACCCCUUCAUGACGAGUACUCAUUGGCUGAUAAUAUGUGGGGCGAGGGGUCUGUCCAUCAGAUC
Messenger RNA from Medioppia subpectinata, 661 nucleotides. NCBI's taxonomy places the organism in Eukaryota, Metazoa, Arthropoda, Arachnida, Sarcoptiformes, Oppiidae. The record is from the annotation of a GenBank genome assembly.